Messenger RNA from Erpetoichthys calabaricus (reedfish), 2184 nucleotides. It is a transcript of the gene nup42, whose product is annotated as nucleoporin 42. The record is from RefSeq and is a predicted model, not a curated record. The coding region runs from base 53 to 1414 and encodes 453 amino acids. Gene Ontology annotation, molecular function: nuclear export signal receptor activity; metal ion binding. The transcript is spliced from 7 exons. Gene Ontology annotation, cellular component: nuclear envelope. NCBI's taxonomy places the organism in Eukaryota, Metazoa, Chordata, Cladistia, Polypteriformes, Polypteridae.
GUUGUCAUUAUCAGGACACAGACUUAGUAGUUGAGUUUUGCUGAGCUUAAAAAUGGUGGUGUGCAACUUUUUUUUGCAAGGAAGGUGUCGGUUUGGGGAAAAGUGUUGGAAUGAACAUCCGCGAGGAGGAGGAGGAUUCGGCGGCGGAGGCGGAGGGGGAUAUCAACGUUCGAAUCGUGGAGGCGGAGGGUUUGGCAACAAAGUGUGGGUUAAUCCUUCACAUAAGUCUCAUUCCUAUAAUGAGUCUCCUACGUUCUCUAGGCAGACUGGCUGGGGAAGAGAUGAUGAGAAUGAUGGACGUGGUGCCCGUGAAAGAAAUCAGAGGAGGCAUGGAGGAGGAGGAGGAGGAGGAGAAGGUUUUGAUAGUUUUUCUGGAUUUUCUGACACUGGAUCAUCCAGAUUCAAUUUCACCAACCAAAACAAAUUCUCACAUUUGAACUCCCAACAAGAAUGUAAUGUUGAUGAUCAGGAAGAUGAAACCGAGACACUUCUGAGGAUGAUUCAAAAGGACAUGGAGAGCUGGGAGCAGUCAGGGCAGUGGCUUUUCUCUUGUUACUCAGUUGCUAAAGAUUCACCUUGUCUAACAGGACUCCAAGAUAUUUCACCAGAAGAGCUUCGUUUUGAAUACUGUACUGCACUGGCAUCGGGGAACUUGCAGGCUUAUGCCAGUUCUGUGCAACAGUUAUUAAGUCAACAAAAAAAUAGAAUAUUUGAGAUAAAGGCUCAAAAUUCAGCAACUAGAGCACCCCUGAUUGCAGAACUUAAGCAUGGUCAGCAGGGUUCAUCAUCAGGAUUUGAUGCAUUUCCAAAACCACUUGUAUCUGGAGGAUUUGGAUCCACAUUAUUCAGUUCAACAGAAAACACUACUAGUAACAACUUUAAUUUUAAAUCUGACAACAUACCUCAAAACCCAGGAUUCUCUAAACCAUUGUUUGGCAGUUCUACAGGAUUUCCAUCUCAGCCAUCAUUUGGUUCUGCUACUUCACAUGAAUUUGGAAACACUUCAUCUUCUCCUUCUAUUGCAUCUUUUUCUUUUGCUCUUCCUGCAGAAGAGAAGUCAAAGCCUGUGAGUUUUGGCAGCGUACAGCCAUCUGGGUUUGGUUCCUCUUCUGUAAACUUUAAAAGCAGUUCUGUGUUUUCAGCCCUUCCAUCGGCCACCUCUGGAUUUGGUGCAGCUGCAGCCUUAGCAGAAGCUUCUUCUGCUGGAAUGUCUGGAACAUCUUCAAAUGUGUUUGGCAGCAAGAUUAGCACCACUCCUUCAACAGUUGCUCUUAGUACCACUACUCCUUUGAACCAGUUAUUUACACCACAAAGUGAGCUGACAGAGGACGAAUUAAAAGAAUUCCAAGCUAAGCGAUUCACUUUGGGGAAAAUCCCUUUAAAACCGCCGCCAAAGGAGCUGCUGAUUGUUUAGUAUGUGUGUGUCACUUUUAUGUUUGGAAUAAAUUAGUCUUUACUGAUUUUGUAUUUUUACACUUAUGUUGCCUUGAAAACAUUUCAGAUUUCAAAAAUCAAGAUAUAUAAAAUAGCCAAGUAAUACAUUUUUAUCAUGAAAUCCUGAAUGUAUAAAAAGGAAGAAAUUUUUAAUAUACAAUUUAAAUUGAACUUCUAACUGGUACCUAACAUUAUUUUCUAAGUUUAUUAAAGUGUCCCAUAUUUUAUGCAGAAAUGUAAUGCAUCUGUACAUUCUUACAUUUGUUUGUUUGUACCACAUGCACAAAUUUAUUUCUUGCUGUUGGUUUAAAUUCCUUCAUCUGUCUGCAUGUAAAAGGGCCGUCUAUGGCCAAUGCCAACAUGGCAGCAAUCUCGGCUGUGUAAAUUCAUUGUUUGCCCUCGUAAUGGACUUUUUACAAUCACGAGAAGGUCAUCCAAGUUUUACUAAAUGAUAAUAAGUAGACUAUUUUGUAAUAUUCUGUCAAAGAUUUCAGGUUUUAAUUUUUCUAAUUUAUUUUUUAUUAUUCUUUAUUAGCUGAAUGACCUUUUUAUUGCUUUUGGCAAAUUUCCACCUUUUUUUGUACUAUGUCUUGAAUUUAAAUAGCCAGUUAUAAUUAAUUUAAAUAUUCAGUUUACAAUAUUUCAUUUAUACUUGUCAUUCUUGUGAUGUAUAAUAACAGUUUAUUUCAUUUUCAUUAUCCUACGUUACCAAAAGGAAUGUGGCCAUGAAUAUCAAUUGACAGUUAAAAA